AUGAUGAAAACCUUAUCGCUCCAGAGUAGGGCAAAAACGACUGCUCUCAAGCAGCCUAAAGAGAUUUUUGCUUUUGCUCGAGACAUAGACGGCGAAUUCGUGUACGACCAGAAAAUAGUCAAAGACGAAAACGUAUCGUACUACUACUUGCCAGACUCCAAGAUUGAUGGAAGCAUCGACUUGCAAGCUGGGUACGCCAAAUUCAAAAAAAUCCCAGAAGAGAAGAACAUGCUGGAUAUGAAGUGUUUGCUUACGGCACUCACGAAGUAUGAGCAAGAACACAACAACGGCGAAAAAGUAAAUGUAGAUAUCAUCACAUACCGAGGGUUAAUGACUAAAUUGCUUGCUUUACCAUACAACUUGAACGACCCUGUAGAUCUCAAUGUACUAGCCUAUGAUGGACAAUUGUUUAUCAACAGCGACGAGGAGAUCGAAUUGGCAAGAAGAAAAGAAGAAGACGAGCACAAACAACAGAGUAUGACUCCAGAAAAGUAUGAUCACAUGAAGCGGUGUGAAUUUAGCGGAUACAAGUUUGAAGCCAUAGCCACAUUGCCCAAGCCCUGGGCCGACUGUAGUCGUCAACAAAUCGAUAAAAGAGGCAAGAAAAUGGUGAACAACUACGAACAGUAUAUUUCAGUAAUAAAGACUGGCAUUGGUGAGGCCAAGAUGCUUUUGGCAGGAGAAGUGGACUGUGUGUGGGACUAUAUUCCAGAAGACGGAAAAGAUGUUCUUUCACAUUAUAUGGAGUUGAAGACAACUAGAAUAUUGGAGUCGAACGGCCAGGUGGUCAACUUUGAAAAGAAGUUGUUCAAGACGUGGGCCCAGUGUUUCUUGAUGGGUAUCCGUAAAGUGGUGUACGGAUUCCGUGACGAUUCGUUCUUCUUGCGCGACGUCGAGUUGUACAAGACGGAGGAGAUCCCGUUGCUAAUCAAGAACAAUGCGCUUACUGAGAACAAAUCCGGGGGAAAGAUCAACUGUACCACUGCCUUGAAAUGGUAUGGAGCAGUCAUUGAAUGGCUCUUGCAGGAGAUUCCAAGAGACGAUACUUCCAAGGCCUAUCGAGUGAGUUUUGAUCCAAGCACAAGAACUUUCACGUUAAGAGAGUUGAUGGGUAAUGAGAAUAGUAGGUUGAGAAACGGCGAGAUGUUGACCUCGGAAUUCAAGCAAUGGAGAGAAAGCAUCCAAAAGUGA
Scheffersomyces stipitis CBS 6054 is the source of this 1191-nucleotide messenger RNA. Its product is annotated as decapping nuclease. Gene Ontology annotation, molecular function: mRNA 5'-diphosphatase activity. The coding region runs from base 1 to 1191 and encodes 396 amino acids. The transcript has a single exon. The record is from RefSeq and is a predicted model, not a curated record. Gene Ontology annotation, cellular component: cytosol; nucleus. Gene Ontology annotation, biological process: NAD-cap decapping; nuclear-transcribed mRNA catabolic process. NCBI's taxonomy places the organism in Eukaryota, Fungi, Ascomycota, Pichiomycetes, Serinales, Debaryomycetaceae.